CUUGAUCAGCCCCAUCUGUACAGAGAGCUGAGCGGCCCCCACUCCGCACACACAGAGACGAUGAGAUUUGGGGAGAGCAAUCACAGGAGCCAUGUUUCUUUCCUCCCCUCCGCUCUGGAAAGUUUGUCCAGCCGAUCGAUGGCUGCUCUGCCUGGGACUCGAGCCGGACUCCGCAAGGCUGGGCCAACAAGGCGGCAAGAUCGAGCACAACACACCGCUUACCUGAUCGGCGGCGCCCGGUAUAGCUGAGGGGGGAGGAAUUGCUGGUGUGGCUGUAUGUGUAGUGCGAGAGCCAAGCAAAUCGAA
Messenger RNA from Staurois parvus, 306 nucleotides. NCBI's taxonomy places the organism in Eukaryota, Metazoa, Chordata, Amphibia, Anura, Ranidae. The record is from the annotation of a GenBank genome assembly.